This is a messenger RNA of Panthera uncia (snow leopard), 7904 nucleotides long. It is a transcript of the gene SAP130, whose product is annotated as Sin3A associated protein 130. Bases 4093 to 7116 code for a protein of 1007 amino acids. Gene Ontology annotation, cellular component: Sin3-type complex. The transcript has 20 exons. Gene Ontology annotation, biological process: negative regulation of transcription by RNA polymerase II. NCBI's taxonomy places the organism in Eukaryota, Metazoa, Chordata, Mammalia, Carnivora, Felidae. The record is from RefSeq and is a predicted model, not a curated record.
GUAUUUUUGAAUGUCUAUUUGCAGAGAAUUAUGCUGCUUAUUAAAAAUGGUGUCAUUUAGGAAUAAUUGCCCUCAGAUUUUGUUGAGGAAAUCAUUGACUUAAAAUUGUCUGUAAUUUUACUUGUGAAUAGUGUGUGUUUUUUCCUUCUAUUGCUCUCAGAGAAGGAAACAAAAGUUUUCCAUGAGGAAUUAAAUAUUUUCUUGAUAUUUCCUAUCGCUUUUAUCAGAAGUAAAAGCAUAUCAGGAUCUCAAACACGUUCAAAUUUCAGAAGUGUAGACUACAACCAGUGUUCUUAACUACCCUUUCAGGAUUCUUUUCAGGUAAAAAUAAGCUGAAAUGAAGAACUCAGAUAUCUGGAAGGAAAUGAUAAAUGGUUUCAAAAAGAUCUUAACAGGAAAUGCUCAGUAAAGUGUAUCUUAAUGAAAUUGUCAAAAAUCAAAGUCUUCCUGGACAAAUAGGUUUGGGGAAAGUUGUUAAAUUGUCCAUUCCCUCAAAAAUUUAAUUAUGGGAAGAUCUGUUUGGAUAACAGGGAAGGUUCAAAACAUUAUAUAUAAAGAAAAUACUAGGGUGCCUGCCUGGCUUAAUCAGAAUAGCAUGUGACUCUUGAUCUUGAUCUUGGGGUGGUAAGUUUGAGGCCCACAUUGGGUAUAGAGAUUACUUAAAAAAAAUUUUUAAAGCCCUUUAAAGAAAAAAAGGGGGGAGCCAGGUGGCUCAGUCAGUUGAGCAUCCAACUCUUGAUUUCGGCUCAGGUCUUCAUCUCACACUUAGUGAAAUCUAGCCCUGUGUCGGGCUCUGUGCUGAUAGCACAGAACCUGCUUGGGAUUCUCUCUCUCUCUCUCUCUCUCUCUCUCUCUCUCUCUCUCUCUUCCUCUCCCAGCUUGCAUACAUGAGUGCACGUACACUCUCUCUCAAAAUAAAUAAACUUUAAAAAAAAGAAAAAAGCUCUUAGAACUAGUAAGUGAAAUUAGUAAAGGUUUCAGGAUAAAAGUUCAAUGUAUAGAAACCAAUUAUAUUUUUAAAUACUAGCAAUUUUUUUGAAAAAGGAAGUUUUUAAAAUGUCAUUUGCAAGAGCAUAAAAAAAAAAAAACAAAAUAUUUAAGGAUAAACUAACAAAACGUGUGUAAGACUUAGGGUUAAAAACCUAUGAAAAACAUGGCUGAGAAUAAUUAAAAACCUAGAUAAAAGUGGGGCACCUAGGUGGCUCAGUCAGUUAAGUCUCUGACUUCUGUUCAGGUCAUGAUGUCACGGUACGUGAGUUCCAGCCCCUCAACAGGCUCUGUGCUGACUGCUCAGAGCCUGGAGCCUGCUUUGGAUUCUGUGUCUCCCUGUUUCAUUGCCCCUCCCCUGCUCACACUCUGUUUCUCUCUCUCUCAAAAAUAAAUAAACAUUAAAAAAAUUUUUUUUUAACCUAGAUAAAUGAAAUGAUCAAUCAUGCCUAUGGAUUGGAACACUCAAUAUUUUUAAAAUAAUAGUUCUACCCAAGGGGAUCUGUAGAUUUUUAAAAAUCCUGAUGAAAAUCCUUUCAUGUCCUUUUGUAAAACUUGCCAGCCUGAAUCUAUAUUUAUGUAGAAACCAAAGGAUCUACAAUAGACAAAGCAAUUUUGAUCCCCCUAAAAAGAAAAGAAAGUUGGAGGACUCUACUACGUUAUUUUAAGACUUGCUGUAAGCUUACACUAAUCAAGACAGUGUAGUAUUGGCAUAAAGAUAGAAAUAUAGAUCAUUGAAAGUGGAGGAUCCAGAAACAGACCCAUACAUAAUAAUGGUCAACUGAUUUCUGACAAAUGUACAUAGAUAAUUCAAUAGGGAAAUGAUAGUCUUUUCAACAAAAUAGUACUUGAACACCAGAAUAUCCAUAUGGAAAAAAUGAACCUUAACCUUUACUUUUGCCUUACAUGAAAAUUAACUCACAAUGUAUCAUUAUGGACCUAAACGUAAAACUUAAAAUUUCUAAAAGAAAACAUGGAAACUGCAGUGACCAAAUACUGUUUAGGUCACAAAAAACACUAAUUAUGAAAGAAACAACUGAUACAUUGUACUUCAUCAAAAUUAAAAAUGCCUGUUCUUCAAAAGACACCAUUAACAAAAAUGCAAGCCACAAAGACAUUUGGAUAAAUAUAUCUGCAGAGGACUUAUAUCCUAAAUAUAUAAAGAACUCUUGUAACUUAAUAGCUUUUGCUAUUUGAGACACUCUGAUUUUUUUUAAUGGGCAAACUUUGAAUAGACCGAUCACCAAAGACACUAUAGGAAUGUCCAAUAAGCACAUGAAGGAUACUCAAUUGUGUUAUUUCCUCAAGGCUAUGCAAACUAAACCACAGAAAAUACUACAUAUCUACUAUACUGACUAAAAUUAAAUACCAGCAAUACCAAGUUUGAGGUGUUCAUGGAGCAAGUAGAAUCCAUACCUUCUUGUUGGGAACGCCAGAUAAUCUAGCUACUUUUGAAACAGUUUGGCAGUACUUCAUAGAGUUAAAUAUAAACUUGACCAUACAACCUAGCAAUCCCAUUCCUAGAUAUUUCCCCAAGAUAAAUGGAAAUGUAUGUUCAAAGACUCAUACUUCAGUGUUCCUAGAAGCAAUGUUCAUACUUCAGUGUUCCUAGAAUCAGUGUUCCUAGAAGCAAUAGCCAUAAACUGAAAACAACCCAGAAUUUAUCAGCUGGUGACUAGAUAAAGUUUGGUUUAUACAUACAGUGGAAAACUACUUAAUAAAAAGGAACAGACUGCUAGCAUAUAGAACAACAUAGAUGAACCUCAAAAACAUUAUACAGUUAACCCUUGAACAACCUGAGGGUUAGGGUCACUGGCCCUCUGAGUCAAUUUGAGUAUAACUUUGACUCCCCCAAAACUUUACUAAUAGCCUAGUGUUGAGCAGAAGCCUUACUGAUGACAUAAACAAUGGAUACAUAUUUGUGUUUUAUAUAUCAUAUACUGUAUUUUUAUAAUGAAGUAAGCUAGAGAAAAGAUAAUGUUACAGAGAAAAGCCUAAGGAAGAGGUACACCUGGGUGGCUCAGUUGGUUGAGGGUGUGAUUCUUGAUUUCUGCUCAGGUCAUGAUUCCAGGGUUGUGGGAUCAGUGCCCGUGUCAGGCUCCAUGCUGAGUGUGGAACCUGCUUACGCACAUGCACGAUCUCUCUCUUUCUAAAAUAAAGAAAGAAAGAAAGAACAGCAUAUGGAAGAAAAAAUCAUUUACAGCACUGUACUGUAUCAAAAGCCACGUGUAAGUACAGCUGUGCAAUUCAAAUCCAUGUUGUUCAAGGACUGACUAUACUAAGAGAAAGAAACUGACACAACAGACCAAAUAUUGUAUGAUUCUAUUUGUAUGAAAUUCCAGGAAACACAAAACUAUAGUGUUAGAAAGCAAAUUAAUGGUUUCUAAGGGGUAGGAGGGUCUGAGGGAGGGAACUGACUGCAAAGGGGCAUGAAUGAACCGGUAAGAGUAAUGGAAAAUGUUCUCCAUCGUGAUUGUAUUGUGGUUAGAAUACUGUAUACUCCUGCAAAAACUCAUCUAAUUUUAUACAAAGGCUUAGUGGAUUUUCUAUGUAAAUUAUACCUCAGUAAAGCUGACUGACUAAAAAAUGGACAAAAUAUAGAAACAUACACUUCAUGGGGCAUCUGCAUGGCUUAGUCGGUUAAGCAUCCGACAUCGGCUCAGGUCAUGAUCUCACGGCUCGUGGGUUCGAGCCCCAUGUUGGGCUCUGUGCUGACAGCUCAGAGCCUGGAGUCUGCUUCGGAUUCUGUCUCCUGUCUCUGCCCCUUCCCCACUCGCACUCUAUCGGUCUCUCAAAAAUAAAUAAAUGUAAAAAAAAAAUAUUUUUUUGAAAAGAAACAUAUACUUCACAAAGGAAGAUACUUAUGAAUGACCUGUGAUCACAUAAAAAGAAGUUGCACAUCACUAGUCAUCAUGGAGAUGCUAACUGAAAUCACCAUGAGAACCCCGCUAAACACCCACUGGAAUGUCUGUGUAUCAAGAAUUGUAAGGAUAAGGAGCUGCUAGAACUCUGAUCCGCUGGCUGAUGGGACUAUAACACGGUACAACCACUUUGGAAGUCAAUGAUGAAUCUAGUCGAGAGGCUGAAGUCACUGCCAGGGAGCACAUGGGUUCCGGCGGCUCCCUCCAGUCCCGUGAAGAGAAGCAAGAGCCUGUUGUGGUAAGGCCCUAUCCGCAGGUGCAGAUGUUGUCUACACACCAUGCUGUUGCAUCGGGCACACCCGUCACAGUGACAGCCCCACCAGCACAUCUGACGCCAGCAGUGCCACUCUCCUUUUCGGAGGGACUUAUGAAGCCGCCCCCGAAGCCCACCAUGCCUAGCCGUCCCAUUGCUCCUGCUCCACCUUCUACCUUGUCACUUCCCCCCAAGGUUCCAGGGCAGGUUACCGUUACCAUGGAGAGUAGCAUCCCUCAAGCUUCAGCCAUUCCUGUGGCAACAAUCAGUGGACAACAGGGACAUCCCAGUAACCUGCAUCAUAUCAUGACCACAAAUGUACAGAUGUCUAUUAUCCGCAGCAAUGCUCCUGGGCCCCCUCUUCACAUUGGAGCUUCUCAUUUACCUCGAGGUAAAAACUGUGCAGCCGCUGCUGCUGUGAUGUCCAGUUCUAAAGUAACCACGGUCCUGAGGCCGACUUCCCAGUUGCCAAAUACUGCUACAGCUCAGCCGGCAGUACAGCAUAUCAUUCACCAACCUAUCCAGUCUCGUCCACCUGUGACCACCUCUAAUACCAUCCCUCCUGCUGUGGUAGCAACUGUUUCAGCCACCAGAGCUCAAUCUCCAGUCAUUACUACAACAGCAGCACAUGCUACUGAUUCAGCACUCAGUCGGCCAACUUUGUCUAUCCAGCAUCCACCAUCUGCAGCAAUUAGCAUUCAGCGUCCUGCCCAGUCACGGGAUGUAACAACAAGAAUCACACUGCCAUCUCAUCCUGCAUUAGGGACUCCAAAACAGCAGCUUCACACCAUGGCUCAGAAAACUAUCUUCAGCACCGGUACACCAGUGGCUGCGGCCACAGUAGCACCUAUUUUGGCAACCAACACCAUUCCUUCAGCGACUACAGCCGGCUCUGUGUCACACACACAAGCUCCCACAAGUACAAUUGUUACCAUGACAAUGCCCUCACAUUCGUCCCAUGCUACCGCUGUGACCACCUCAAACAUCCCAGUCGCUAAGGUGGUGCCUCAGCAGAUCACACACACUUCUCCUCGGAUCCAGCCUGAUUACCCUGCGGAGAGGAGUAGCCUGAUUCCCAUUUCAGGUCAUCGGGCCUCUCCAAAUCCUGUGGCCAUGGAAACCCGAAGUGACAAUAGACCGUCUGUUCCCGUUCAGUUCCAGUACUUUUUGCCAACAUACCCACCUUCUGCAUACCCACUGGCUGCGCACACGUACACCCCAAUCACCAGCUCUGUGUCCACCAUCCGACAGUAUCCAGUUUCUGCUCAGGCUCCAAACUCUGCCAUCACAGCCCAGACUGGCGUUGGGGUGGCAUCCACAGUCCACCUAAACCCCAUGCAGUUGAUGACCGUGGAUGCUUCUCAUGCUCGACAUAUCCAAGGGAUCCAGCCAGCACCUAUCAGUACACAGGGGAUACAGCCAGCCCCCAUCGGGACUCCAGGAAUACAGCCGGCACCAAUGGGCACACAGGGAAUUCACUCAGCAACCCCAAUCAGCACACAGGGACUCCAGCCUGCUCCAAUGGGUACUCAGCAGCCUCAGCCUGAAGGAAAGACUUCAGCAGUGGUAUUGGCGGAUGGAGCCACAAUUGUAGCCAACCCUAUUAGCAGUCCAUUCAGUGCUGCUCCAGCAGCAACAACUGUGGUGCAGACCCACAGCCAGAGUGCUAGCACCAACGCUCCGGCCCAGGGCUCGUCCCCCCGGCCAAGUAUCCUCCGGAAGAAGCCCGCCACGGAUGGAAUGGCAGUUCGGAAAACCCUCAUUCCUCCUCAGCCUCCUGAAGUGGCUAGCCCUCGAGUGGAAAGCUCUAUGCGGAGUACAUCUGGGUCACCUAGGCCUGCAGGUGCCAAGCCUAAGUCAGAAAUCCACGUAUCAAUGACCACUCCAGUCACUGUGUCCAUGGAGACCGUGUCCAGUCAAAGCAAUGACCAGCCCACCAUUGCAGUCCCUCCCACGGCUCAGCAGCCUCCACCGACCAUCCCAACCAUGAUCGCAGCCACGAGCCCCCCAUCACAGCCAGCCGUCGCCCUCUCAACCAUUCCCGGAGCGGUCCCCGUCACUCCUCCUGUCACUACCAUCGCAGCUGCCCCUCCACCAUCAGCCGCUGUGGCCGGCAAUCUCUCCUCUGUGUUGGGCCCUCCGGUACCUGAGAUAAAAGUUAAAGAAGAAGUGGAGCCAAUGGACAUCAUGAGGCCGGUCUCUGCAGUUCCCCCCCUGGCUACCAGCACUGUGUCUCCAUCUCUCACAUUGCUGGCUAACAACCUGUCCAUGCCUACAAGUGACCUACCACCUGGUGCCUCUCCAAGGAAAAAGCCUCGAAAGCAACAGCACGUGAUUUCUACAGAAGAAGGGGAUAUGAUGGAGACGAACAGCACUGACGACGAGAAGUCCACUGCCAAGAGUCUUUUGGUGAAGGCUGAGAAGCGCAAGUCUCCCCCCAAGGAGUAUAUUGAUGAAGAAGGUGUGAGGUAUGUCCCAGUGCGUCCAAGACCUCCCAUUACUUUGCUCCGUCACUAUCGGAACCCUUGGAAAGCUGCUUACCACCACUUUCAGCGGUACAGUGAUGUCCGGGUCAAAGAAGAGAAGAAAGCUAUGCUGCAGGAAAUAGCUAACCAGAAAGGGGUGUCCUGUCGUGCUCAAGGCUGGAAAGUUCACCUCUGUGCCGCUCAGUUGCUACAGCUGACAAAUCUGGAGCAUGAUGUUUAUGAAAGACUCACCAACCUACAGGAAGGGAUUAUCCCAAAGAAAAAGGCGGCCACUGAUGAUGAUCUGCACCGAAUAAACGAACUGAUACAGGGAAAUAUGCAGCGGUGUAAACUUGUGAUGGACCAGAUCAGUGAGGCCAGAGACUCCAUGCUUAAGGUUUUAGAUCAUAAAGACCGUGUCCUGAAGCUUCUAAACAAGAAUGGGACUGUCAAGAAGGUGUCAAAAUUGAAGCGAAAGGAGAAAGUCUAGACCCAGAAGAAUCAGGACUUUGGAAACAGAAUUUAUGAAGAAUGAUGGUGCGGGUGGGGGGAGGGUUUUGGUUCUUUUCAAAAUGGAACAUUGAAAAAAAGGAAGUGUUCCUUAAUUCACACAAGAAAGCAGAGGGACCCAUGGUACCCAAUGGCACAAACGGAUCAGAGCUGUUCUGAUGCAGUGAACUCCAUUCUCUCUUUCAGGCAUAUCCCUCUUAAACUCGCUGUGUCACAAACGACUCCUGAUGCAUCGGUGUCUGCCAGUGAGAAUCAGUGACACAAAUGAGUGGCUGGCAGUUUUCAGCCUUCUGGUUUAUAAAUUGUAUUUAUCUGACGGAUUCCUGCAGGACCCAUACUGAGCCUGGACUGAAAGUAUCCACUUGGACCAUCUGUUAUCUCUCUACACUGAAAAAUCAAACCUCUUCCCCUCAGCCCAGCCAGUUCUUAUCUGUCUGACCUUCAAAUGCCUGAGCUGGCCUUUUACAGCAGUGUCAUAUGGCACCAAGAGACUUGCCACAUCUCACACUCUAAAGGGUUUGAACUAUUAAUUCUUGUCAUUUUUUUAAAGAACCAUUUCAAAGUGAAAUUGUUAUAUUGUCUGUCCUGCGUGUGUCAGAGUUGGGUUUUUGUGGAGGUUCCGAGCAAGCAACAUCUGAAGUUGCUCUGAGAUCCUUGUUCUGAAGUACAUUCUCAGUUAUCUGUACUUCGCGUAGCUGGUGUGAUGCUGUUGAUUGUAUGUACCGCACAUCUCCCAAUGUUAAUAAAGGACUCAGAGAGGUUUUUGUA